Molecule: messenger RNA, 4446 nt
Organism: Symbiodinium natans
Lineage: Eukaryota; Dinophyceae; Suessiales; Symbiodiniaceae
Source: the annotation of a GenBank genome assembly
AUGCGCAACACGGUGGUUGUGGUGGGGGAUUUCCAGGCUGAAGUCACUCCACAUGCUCCAUUAGUCGGUCGUUCAACCUGCCAGACCCCAUUCCAUGUCGGGGCAGACGCACUGGACCCCGGGGACCUCAACACGUUCCUGGAUAAUCUCGGUCUGGUUGCCCUUAACACAUGGCGCGGUCCAGCCACGCCUACCCAGUACAAUUUAACGGGGGGGCGGGGGGCGGGAAAGAGCCAAAUCGACUUCAUCCUGACCAGAGCCAUAUCUGCUGAUUGGGAAGCCAAGAAUGUCAAAGUGACAGCCCCACCAAUUGGCAACUGGAGACGGCACGUCGGUCACCUGGCGCUUCACACAACCAUCCGUCUCAUGAACCAUCACAUGCUCCCCAAAAGAUCCACGAACCCCCAGCUGGACAGGCACAAACUGGAUCACGAGAUACGUAAUCGGGAGGAGGGGGCACAUACCCUGCAACUUGCCCUUGCGACAGCCCUCAAUGCCCUCACGGACCCCACCCCAGCCAACAUCAACUCCACCCUUCUUGACACCUGCCAGAACCACUACCCAUUGGAGAGGAAACCCAACCCUCCACCCAACCCCAUUGUGCAGCACUUAUGGCAGAAGCGAAGGGAGGCCGAGUACGUCACCGUACGGCCCCCAAGGGAGCCGGAAAGGGAAAACCUGGAAAACAACCCCUGGUGGUACUUCCUAUCCAGACUCUUUCGGGGAUGGAAAGCUACGGUUGCCCUGCGGAAGCAAGUCAAAAUUGCUGAGAAACAAUGCAAAGAAAAGAAGCGCGAAGACAUCCUCCAACUACUCCAAAAGGCUGAGCAGGCAGCUGAUAACGGGGACCAACGAACCGUGUAUCAGGUUGUUCGGAGAUUAGCACCCUGGCAACCUAGACAACGGGUCAUGAUUAAGGACCCAAGCGGCCGACUCCUCACUCUCCAACAGGAGCACGAAGCCCUGGUGAGCUAUAGCGAAGACCUUUUCGCUCCGGACACAGAGCAGCCGGCUAGGGAGGAGCAAGGUCUUAACUUAGUUUUCACGGUUGAGGAAAUUGAAUCGCAGCUGAAGUCCAUCAAGAUUGGGAAAGCCGUCCCUCCAGGAGUAGCUCCUGCUUCUGCUUGGCGAUUAGCGGCCCCACAGGUUGCGAGGCUGCUGAAGAUGGCUUUUGACCAGCAUUCUCACCAACCAGGGAUCACACUCCCUCUUCAGUGGACCGACGCGUGGAUAGUCUGGCUCCCAAAGCCGGGCAAAGACCCAUGCGAGCCCUCAUCGCUCAGGCCAAUAGGCCUCAUGUCUCCUGAUGCCAAAGCCCUUGCAGGGCUUCUCAAAAUCAGACUCUAUGAGCUGAUUCGGCCCCAGCUGCGCAGGGUGCCGCAGUUUGCCUAUCAGCCGGGGAGGGAUUUGUACGAUGCUUUGGCUAGAGUGCAGGUGUGGAUUGACAACUUCAAAAGGUGUUACGGACGAGGAAACAGCAGCAAAUUCGCCCAAAGGGACAGGGAGGAAAAUCCGGACAACACAAAACUCUGCGUCGGGGGAGCCAUCCUCAGCCUUGACCUCAAACAGGCAUUUGACAGAGUUAACCGUCAAGCACUAGCCCAGUCGCUAAAAGACCUUGGUGCGGGAGAAAGCAUGACGGCCGAGAUUAUCUCCCUCCUAGACACAUCACGGUAUCACAUCAUCAGUGAUCAGGAACAAAGCACAGUGGGUACAACGCGAGGCAUCCGCCAAGGAUGUAAGAUCGCCCCCAUGCUUUGGGUGGCAAUAUCGACCCUUUUGCUGGAGCGGCUGGGGGAUGCCCUCUCAGGCCCCCACAGACAAGCAACCACUUUUGCCGACGAUACCUUAGUGCAAUGGCUCAUUGAAAACUCCACGGACAUUGCCCAACUUAGCAGUUUCAUUAACAAACUUCUGGGGGUCAUGCAGGACAUGGGGCUUUUGGUUAACCUUACCAAAACAGUCCUGCUCCUGAAAGUUUGCGGACCUGGGGCCAGACGUGCGCUCAAGGACUAUGUAGUGUAUAAGGACGGGAAAAAAUGGUGGCGGGCGCGACACCCUGAUGGGAGCGAGGCGCUAAUCCCCAUUGCCUGCUACACUACAUACCUAGGGACGCACCUUUCCCUCCAAACGGAAGCGCACAAAGUGGUAGGCUACCGUAUUGCUGAAGCUAACAAGAGAACUGGCAAAAUCAAAAAGGCGACCAGGUCCAGGAAAGUCUUCGGCCUAGCGCAUAGAGUACGCAUCUGGCAGGCCUGUGCUGCAUCGAGUGCUACAUUUGGCCUCAUUGCUUUCGCGCCCUCUGCCAAGGCGGUGGCACUCCUCAGGGGUUGGUUCUAUCGUCAACUAAGAGCCGUUGCGGACUCACCUGCCCACAUCUCGCAUGAGACUAACAAGCAACUUCGGCAAAGAUUAGGGGUUCAGGAUCCUAUAGAUGCCACUGUGCAACGGAUUCGGCAUAAACUUGAUAAGCUUCGGGUCGCAGACGCGAGCAUCAUCAACCAACCACAAACUCUCCAGUAUUGGGAAAGUAUGCUACAGCAAUACCUCAUCUUCCACACAGAAAACAUCGAUGCGGAGCCCGACUCCAGGCUGAUCCCGGUGCCCGCGCAACAAUCGCAGCCGGUGGCCUGCCCAGUCUGCGGAGUGUACUUCCCAUCAAACAAAACAAUGAGACAGCACAGGGGAAGGGUCCACAAGGUGUAUGUGAGCUCGCGCCGGCAUGAUGAUGACAUGUAUCAACAACAGGAUCACUCUGCUGGUGGCAUGCCACAGUGCAUUCAUUGUGGUCUUAAGACGGGUUCAUGGGACGCGCUGAGGAAUCACAUCCUCAACAACGUUUGUGGCUGGCAGAUGCCACCCGGCCCCACUCGGGAGGCCGAACAGCAGGACAUCACUACCCCCCCUAGGGGUCAAUCAGACAGGGACCCACGCAUACAUGAAGACACCCAUCCCUCGAGCACAAUCGCUCGGCAACAACCGGUACAGCCUGCCCAGAAGGAGCCGACGAUCCCGUUGUUGCGUAGACCUGAAGUGGCGAAGCAACUACUGCAGUCGGACUCUAAGCUGCAGAUCGUCAGAGAUCACGCUAGGAGUCUCAUCCAGCACUGUGGCUUCUGUGGACAGUGGAUCGCUAAGGGAGGCUCGGUUAAGGAGCACAUCAAGAGAAUGCACUCACACAUAUGGCAUGCAAGUAUUGGCAACCUGGACACUGAGUGUGCGAUGUAUAAAUCUCACCUCACCCGUGACAGUGUCUGCGACCUUUGUGAGGUCAUGGUGUACCAACCCGACAGGCACACUCGGAGCUGCACGGUUAUUUUCCAAACAGCCUUAGCCACAGCAUGGCAUAAGGUUGGGGCGCCGGACACGGCCCCCGUCGCCAGGGAUGUGAGAACUUGCAUCACUGAUGAGUUCCUUGCCAGGCAACUCAACCCCGACGUGCACAGGCAGGGCAAAAUGGAGGCAGGAGACAGCGAGGUCAUUGACAUGCUGACACGGCACUGUGGACUUUGCCUUCAGCGAUUGACGAAUCAACAGGACUGGAGGCGACACUGUGCCAACCAGCACAAGGAGGCCUGGAAGCGAGCUGAGGGAUUUGCAGAGCUGGCACUGCAGGAAGUGGCGAACAUGUGGGGGCAGCACAGCCCGAUGGAACUCAUAAUGAGGGACAGGCCGACCGAGGAGGAGAACGGCGAGGGGCGGAAAUUCCGUCGCAGGGAGGGCAAAGGCCCAGGCAAAGCAAAAAGGGAGCCGAUCCCGGCCCCAAACCAGCAGCUGGCAAAGCAAGUGCAAGUUCUAACCAAGUAUGUCAGCCAGCACGCCAUGGCGCUGCAACUGCUGGAGGCCGACAGAAGUUGGGUCCUCUGGAUGGACUCUGGAGCGAUGGGCAUCAUACCUCAGCUGGUCAAGACCACGGCCACCUGGAAGGAGAGCCGAGAGCAGAACAAGUGCACCUGCAGCCUUCGCCAGGCUCUCCUGGGAUCGCUCCUGCUGGAGCUGCAAGCUCGGCUUGCGAAGAUGGAGGGAGACAAGGCGGCACAGGCGCCACUCAUUCAGAGGAAGAUGCUCGUAGCAGAACCAAUGGCGUGGUCGUACACGAGAUGGAAUCCGGACAAGAAACUCCAGGAGCCCAGAGAGGGCAACCUGCUCUCUCAUCAGGAUGCAAAGGAGGCAGUUCAACUGCUGAUGCGAGAGGCCGUCAAGCCCAACGUCAUCCAGCGCUUCCAUGCUCUAGGCGGAGUAAAGGAGGACAGGCCAGGAGCCACGACGUUCGUGCUGACAGUCUCCCUGGACGCCGAUGCACGGCCCAACAUCAACAAGGCACUCCAUGCUCUCACGGAGACAGCGGCCACCGCGCUCAUAGGAGCCAGGAUCCGCCCGGAAAGAAGCCACAAGCCACUUCCAGAGGACCUACAGCGGGCCAUCGACGCGACAAGACGGCAAUGA